AUGGGUGUCCCCACCCUCGUACAAACCACUUACAUCCCUCCUAAUCACAAUUCAGCAUUGUCAAAUACAGAAGCUAUAGACCUGUACAUCCAAAAAGAACGCGCAGCCCGACGGUACACCGGUCCCUUCGAUCGCGCGAGGCUGGAGAACCUCAUCGGCCCGUUCAGGACCUCUCCUCUA
Punctularia strigosozonata HHB-11173 SS5 is the source of this 180-nucleotide messenger RNA. RefSeq lists its product as uncharacterized. NCBI's taxonomy places the organism in Eukaryota, Fungi, Basidiomycota, Agaricomycetes, Corticiales, Punctulariaceae. The annotation marks the transcript as partial. The transcript has a single exon. The record is from RefSeq and is a predicted model, not a curated record.